AAAACACAAGAUGGUUAAAAUUAGGUGGAUUGAAAUGUCUUUAUUUAUGAAACUGCUGCUUCAGUUCACAGCAGUGACCGGACAAUAUUCCCCCAGCUUUGUUGUCAGCGAUGGAGAUGAUGUCACUUUGCCUUGUGGAAAUUUGAUAGAUAAUCGGAGUGAAUGUGAGGGUGCUUACUGGAUCUUCAGUAGUUCACUAAGCACAUUCUCGUUAAUGCUGGUGGACCAGGGGCAGAUUGAGGCUAAAUCAGACAGACUGAGUGUUACAGAGAACUGCUCGCUGGUGAUGAAGAAGGUCAAACUUGAGGAUGUUGGUCGUUACAGCUGCAGACAGUUUGAAUCAGGACGUGGAGAUGCCCAUGUUCAUCUGUCUAUUAUCAACAUGACUGAAGAUAACAACGCUGAUGGAGUGACCUUAAACUGCUCUGUGUUGACACAUAAAUGGUGUAGACACACACUGGAGUGGCUGUAUGAGGGUAAAACUGUGGAUGAAGACAUGGAGACAUCACAGUCUGAGUGCUCGGUUACUAUGACAUUUCCUACUACUCAUCCCAAGCAGAAGCCAAAGUCUCACGAGUUGUUUAAGUGUAAAGUGACUGAUGAUUUCAGUGGAGACGUGCAGCUGUUCACCUUCAGCCGACCUCAGGCCUCAGGUGAGAAACCAGAUUACAUUUCAGACCUGUUAGUCCCUUAUGAACCUUUACAUAUUCGAGAUCCUCGGGCAGAGGUCUUCUGCUUGUCCCAGAGUCCAGACUGA
Molecule: messenger RNA, 757 nt
Organism: Epinephelus lanceolatus (giant grouper)
Lineage: Eukaryota; Metazoa; Chordata; Actinopteri; Perciformes; Serranidae
Source: RefSeq, a predicted model, not a curated record